GGGCGGCGGCAGCGCCCCGCAGUCCCCGCGCCUCAAACACUUGCAGCAAUCGCUGGCGCGCAACGUCGCCCCGCGUCGCGCGCUGGUGCCUCCCUCCUCCCGCUCGGUGGCUCCAGGACUCCCCGCGAGUCUCCGGCGCUCAGCUCUAACCCGCGCACCAACAGACGCCCCUGGACGCCUUGGUCCGCGCCCCCCAGGGCAGGCUAUGUUGAUUGCCCCGCCGGGCCCCGCCGGCGGGAUCAGCACAGCCCAGCCCGCGGCCCCGGCGACAAGCGGGGACUAUGACCCGGAAAGCGCGGCGCUGCCUUGGCCACCUCUUUCUCAGCCUGGGCAUGGUCUACCUUCGGAUCGGUGGCUUCUCUUCUGUGGUAGCUCUGGGUGCGAGCAUCAUCUGUAACAAGAUCCCAGGCCUGGCUCCCAGACAGCGGGCAAUCUGCCAGAGCCGGCCCGACGCCAUCAUCGUCAUAGGAGAAGGCUCCCAAAUGGGCCUCGAUGAGUGUCAGUUUCAGUUCCGAAAUGGUCGUUGGAACUGCUCAGCACUGGGGGAGCGCACAGUCUUCGGGAAGGAGCUCAAAGUGGGGAGCCGGGAGGCUGCCUUCACCUAUGCCAUCAUUGCUGCGGGUGUGGCCCACGCCAUUACAGCUGCCUGCACCCAGGGCAAUCUGAGUGACUGUGGCUGCGACAAGGAGAAGCAAGGCCAGUACCACCGGGACGAGGGCUGGAAGUGGGGUGGCUGCUCUGCCGACAUCCGCUACGGCAUCGGCUUCGCCAAGGUCUUUGUGGAUGCCCGGGAAAUCAAGCAGAAUGCCCGGACUCUCAUGAACUUACACAAUAAUGAGGCGGGCCGAAAGAUCCUGGAGGAGAACAUGAAGCUGGAGUGUAAGUGUCAUGGUGUGUCAGGCUCCUGUACCACCAAGACAUGCUGGACCACACUGCCACAAUUCCGAGAGCUGGGCUACGUGCUCAAGGACAAAUACAACGAGGCCGUCCAUGUGGAACCCGUGCGUGCCAGCCGCAAUAAGCGGCCCACCUUCCUAAAGAUCAAGAAGCCCCUGUCUUACCGCAAGCCCAUGGACACAGACCUGGUAUAUAUCGAGAAGUCACCCAAUUACUGUGAAGAGGACCCAGUGACAGGCAGCGUGGGUACACAGGGCCGUGCCUGCAAUAAGACAGCCCCACAGGCCAGCGGUUGUGACCUCAUGUGCUGUGGCCGUGGCUACAACACACACCAGUAUGCCCGCGUGUGGCAAUGCAACUGCAAGUUCCACUGGUGCUGCUAUGUCAAGUGCAACACGUGCAGUGAGCGCACCGAGAUGUACACGUGCAAGUAAGCCAAGGCCACACUGUGCCCUCCAGCCACAGGUCAGAUGGCAGGGAGGACCAGCCACCCCCAGGCCACAGUCUCCCUAUAGGCCACUGCCUGGAUACUCACAGGGAACUACAGAAGCACUGAGCUUGUCUUUUCUGCUGAGAGGGGGGGCAUUAUUCUGGGUUUCCUGCAAACAUAUGUGGGAAGAAUCUCUCAGAAGCCUCGCCCAUUCUGUUCCAUAUCAAUGCUGCUCCACCCUCCCCCAGAUACCACCCAGUCCCUCCAUGGCUGGAACAAAGCUUUCUGCAACAGGGGCUCAGGACCGUGGGUUCUCUGGACCCUCAGGCCUCAUCAUAGCAAUAUUUAACAAUUUAUUCUGAUAAGAAAUAAUAUUAAUUUAUUUAAUUAAAGAGAAUUCUUCCACUUCGUCGGGAUCAUUUUCUGCAAUCAAAGUGGACUGCUUGAUGUCCUGGCAGGAUGAUUUUGUUGCUAGGACCAGGAGCUGCAUACAACUGUACAUAAUGAUUCUUUAUGCAGAUGUUUCUACUAGUUGAUUUUGCAAGUAUUCCUUCACAGCAUUAGAUGUUUAAGUACAAAGAGAAGACAUUUCUUUAUACAUAUAUAGAUAUAUACACACACACAUUUAUUUUUUUUUGCCAUUUGCUGCUACCUAUCCAGAAUUUAGUAUGGUCCAGAUCUGGAGAUAUUUUUCUCCAGAAUAUGUUCCCCAUCCUUUUGCCCUCCCCAGUUUAAACCUCGCCAUUAGGAAAGUUCCAGGUGGAAUAGUACGUGUGAGAGGAACAAUAAUAAUAAACUGCCAUCAGUGUCUAGCAUCUCGAAA
Messenger RNA from Nannospalax galili (Upper Galilee mountains blind mole rat), 2150 nucleotides. RefSeq names its product Wnt family member 7A (gene Wnt7a). Gene Ontology annotation, molecular function: frizzled binding; cytokine activity. NCBI's taxonomy places the organism in Eukaryota, Metazoa, Chordata, Mammalia, Rodentia, Spalacidae. The transcript is spliced from 4 exons. Bases 282 to 1331 code for a protein of 349 amino acids. The record is from RefSeq and is a predicted model, not a curated record. Gene Ontology annotation, cellular component: extracellular region. Gene Ontology annotation, biological process: multicellular organism development; positive regulation of JNK cascade; canonical Wnt signaling pathway.